GUAAGCAAGCAAAAACGCCGCCAAGAAUUAAGGUCGUAGUUUUAUAGGGGCUUGUUUGUGAGUCACCAACUAACCUUGAAGAUUCCUCGAUUACACUCAGCACUCAGUCGCAUUAUUUUAGAGCUGGUCACAUCAUUACGUGUCGUCAUUAAGCACAAUUACUAAGUUGAAGCUAUGUUUGGCUAAUAUAUCAAACUUCUAGGUCACGUAAUCUUCUUCUCCAGGCAACCGUCUAACACGGCGUACUUAAGCGCAUAUAGACGCGACUAUAAGGUCGGAUAGUUGCAAAGGCGCGGCAGCCCGAGACCCGCAUCCCAUAUGCAGCAAACGGAUCGGCCACACGACCCUCGCGUCUUUCUUCGCCUCAUCGGUGUUUUAUAUUACCCAGCCUAGCCAUACAUCCUCCUUUGCGCUCGACAGUCUCGGACUAAGUCGGCGGGCAAGAAAUAGCGAGAUUGACCAGUUAAUGUAAAGAGAAAGAUAGAGUCGACUAUUUAUAUAUAGGAUCAUCCUCCCCUAUGUAUAGAAUGAUCAUAAGGGAGCUUGCUAUAACGUCAUGUUUAAUAAUAAUAGAAUAUUUUAUAGAUCUAUAAUCAAGCAUCUUAGUCCAUACCUUUCACGAUGGAACAGAAACAUCCGGUCAUUUACUUCGGGACGACAACAUUCGGCUCGUCCCAUGUGCCUGCGCUACAGGACGAGGCAAAUGUCUUGAAGUUCCUCGAUACCUUACAAGAUGGCGGCAUAGCCCAGAUCGAUACAGCCGCUAGAUAUCCACCGGAUAACCAUGGCGCCUCAGAACGAAUGCUUGGGCAAGUGAAAGCUUACCAGAAAGGGUUUACGAUCAACACCAAGGUGCUAUUUGCCGGACAGAACAGCGCUGGGAGUCUUAGCAAAGAAGCAGUACGGAAGAGCGUCGAAAAUAGCUUACAGAACUUAGGCGCCGCGAAGAUCGGGAUCCUUUACGCUCAUGCCGCGGACCCGGAGACCCCCCUGGCGGAACAGGCAGCGGCGCUCAAUGAGCAAUACCAGAAAGGGUUCUGUGGCAAGAUCGGAAUCUCCAACUUCCCACUCGAUAUGCUAAAGUCUUUCGUGGAGAUAUGCGAGAAGGAGGGCUACGUCAAGCCAUCGGUGUAUCAGGGACAAUACAACCUGAUCUGCCGCGGACCCGAGAAGGAGCUGAUACCAUUCCUCCGAAAGCACAACAUGACAUUCAACGCUUACUCGCCCCUCGGCGGCGGUUUCCUCACCGGAAAGCUGACGCUAGGGACCGCCGAGGGGACGCGUCUGCGCAGCGCCUACGGAGCGCACUUCGCGCGCUGGUACGACAGACCUGAGUUCCACAAUGCGGUUCGGAAACUCCUAGAGGCGAUCGAACCCCUCGGGAUCAAGCCUUCGGAAGCCGCUCUGCGGUGGCUGGCUUACCAUUCUGUCCUUGGGGAGAAAGAUGGGAUUAUCUUGGGCGCUACUAAGGUGGAACAGGUCAAGCAGAACAUCGAAGACAUCGGUAGGGGCCCUCUACCUCGUGAGAUCGUGGGAGUCAUCGAUGCUAUUGGGGAAGCUAUUGAUGCACUGGGCGGGGGCGAUUUUGAGGUGAGACCUACGGAGCUACCGCCAAAGUGAACUAUUUGCCGAUGAUUUCACUGCUUGAAAGUCAUAUCGUAAUACAUGUAGAGGGUAGAAGAUGUGUACUAGUUAGGUGUUUAUGUUCUACUGAGUAGGAGAAAUAGUUAUACCACGUUGAUUAAUUCUUGAUCAUUCAUUAUUGUCAGGGUAUAGUGGGUCAGGGCGGCUACAGGGAUCUAUACGAGUAUAUAAGAGGCGCGAAGCGCCCUCGUCAGAGGUUAGAAGGCCAGGCGUUACUA
Messenger RNA from Daldinia vernicosa, 1862 nucleotides. Its product is annotated as Aldo/keto reductase. The record is from RefSeq and is a predicted model, not a curated record. The transcript is spliced from 2 exons. Gene Ontology annotation, cellular component: cytosol. NCBI's taxonomy places the organism in Eukaryota, Fungi, Ascomycota, Sordariomycetes, Xylariales, Hypoxylaceae. The coding region runs from base 622 to 1620 and encodes 332 amino acids.